Molecule: messenger RNA, 477 nt
Organism: Loxodonta africana (African savanna elephant)
Lineage: Eukaryota; Metazoa; Chordata; Mammalia; Proboscidea; Elephantidae
Product: late cornified envelope protein 2A-like
Exons: 1
Coding region: 22-477 (151 amino acids)
Biological process (GO): epidermis development
Source: RefSeq, a predicted model, not a curated record
GUUAACUGAGCUCCUGUGAAGAUGUCCCACCAGCAAAACCAGCAGUGCCAGCCCCCUUCCAAGUGUACCCCCAAGUGCACCCCAAAGUGCCCCCCCCAAUGCCCAGCUCUAUACCCAGCCUCUUCCUGCUGUGGCAGCUCUGGGGGAAGCUGUGGAUCUGGGGGUGGCAGCUGCUGUCUGAGCCACCACCGGCCCGGCCUCUUCCACCGUUGCUGGCACCAGAGUCCUGACUGCUGUGAGUGUGACCCCUCUGGCGGCUCUGGCUGCUGUUCUGGCUCAGGCUGCUGCUGCUGCUGUGGGGCCAUGAGGACCACAGAAAAGAAGAUGAACGCCGAGCACAAAGCCUGCUCCAAUUUUUUGCUUCUCCUCCUCCCACUCCCUCUCUUCCCCACCCUAGGACUAAGUUGUUUUAAGCUAACUCAGGGAUUCCUGCACAUAGAAUUUUCUGCUUCUCUUCUAUUACCUUUGCAAAAAUAA